Eremomyces bilateralis CBS 781.70 is the source of this 3546-nucleotide messenger RNA. Its product is annotated as pyruvate carboxylase. Gene Ontology annotation, biological process: pyruvate metabolic process; gluconeogenesis. Gene Ontology annotation, cellular component: cytoplasm. Gene Ontology annotation, molecular function: ATP binding; metal ion binding; pyruvate carboxylase activity. The transcript has 5 exons. The coding region runs from base 1 to 3546 and encodes 1181 amino acids. Lineage: Eukaryota; Fungi; Ascomycota; Dothideomycetes; Eremomycetales; Eremomycetaceae. The record is from RefSeq and is a predicted model, not a curated record.
AUGUCGGCAAUCAUUGAUGAUGACAAUGAGCAUCAUCCCUCCAACCAACCUGUCCACCACCGGAUACGGGCCAAUUCCACCAUCAUGGAUCUGAAGAAGAUCUUAGUCGCUAACCGCGGUGAAAUCCCGAUCCGUAUCUUCCGAACGGCCCACGAGCUGUCCCUCCACACCGUCGCCGUCUUCUCCUAUGAGGACCGCAUGGGCAUGCAUCGCCAGAAGGCGGACGAGGCAUACAUGAUCGGGAAGCGCGGCCAGUUUACUGCGAUCGGCGCAUAUCUUGCUGGAGACGAGAUCAUCAAGAUCGCGAAGGAGCAUGGCGUCGAUCUUAUCCAUCCAGGCUAUGGCUUCUUGUCUGAGAAUGCCGAGUUUGCGAAGAAUGUGGAGAAGGCGGGCUUGAUUUUCGUCGGACCCACGCCUGAGGUCAUCGAAGGUCUCGGUGACAAGGUUUCCGCUCGAACGGCCGCCCUCAAGUGUGACGUCCCGGUCGUUCCCGGUACCGAUGGUCCGGUCGAACGGUUCGAAGACGUCAAGGAAUUCACCGACAAGUUCGGCUUCCCCAUCAUCAUCAAAGCGGCUUUCGGCGGUGGUGGCCGUGGCAUGCGUGUCGUCCGUGAACAGGAAAGCCUGAAGGAUUCCUUUGAGCGAGCCACAUCAGAAGCCAAGGCCUCUUUCGGCAACGGAACAGUAUUCGUGGAGCGUUUCCUUGACAAGCCCAAGCACAUCGAGGUGCAAUUGCUCGGAGACAACUAUGGCAACGUGGUCCAUCUGUACGAGCGUGACUGCAGUGUCCAGCGACGUCACCAAAAAGUCGUCGAAAUCGCCCCGGCGAAGGACUUGCCACAAGAGACUCGUGACGGAAUUUUGGAGAGCGCCGUGAGGCUCGCCAAAUCCGUCAACUACCGUAACGCCGGUACCGCGGAGUUCUUGGUCGACCAGCAAAACCGCUACUACUUCAUCGAAAUCAACCCACGUAUCCAGGUCGAGCACACCAUCACGGAAGAAAUCACCGGUAUCGACAUCGUCGCCGCUCAGAUCCAAAUCGCUGCCGGUGCCUCGCUGCAACAGCUCGGCCUCACCCAAGACCGCAUCUCCACCCGGGGCUUCGCCAUCCAGUGUCGUAUCACCACCGAAGAUCCCACCAAGAACUUCGCCCCCGACACCGGUAAGAUUGAGGUGUACCGCUCCGCCGGUGGUAACGGCGUCCGUCUGGAUGGUGGCAAUGGCUACGCCGGCUCGAUCAUUACACCGCAUUACGACUCCAUGUUAGUCAAGUGCACCUGCCAUGGCUCCACCUACGAGAUCGCCCGACGCAAGGUGCUUCGUGCGCUCGUCGAGUUCCGCAUCCGCGGCGUCAAGACCAACAUCCCCUUCCUCGUCUCACUGCUGACCCACCCGACCUUCAUCGAGGGUACCUGCUGGACGACGUUCAUCGACGACACCCCCGCCCUGUUCAGCCUCAUCAGCUCGCAGAACCGCGCGCAGAAACUGCUAUCCUACCUCGGCGACCUCGCCGUCAACGGCUCCUCCAUCAAGGGCCAGAUCGGCGAGCCCAAGUUGAAGGAUUUGAUCAACAUCCCGACCCUCACGACACGCGACGGCCAGAAGAUCGACGUGUCGGAGCCGUGCAAGACGGGGUGGCGGAACAUCAUCGUGGAGGAGGGCCCGGAAGCGUUCGCCAAGGCGGUCCGCGCGAACAAGGGCUGUUUGAUCAUGGAUACCACGUGGCGAGACGCACAUCAGAGCUUGUUGGCGACGAGGGUCCGAACGGUAGAUCUGCUGAACAUCGCCACGGAGACGAGCCACGUGUUCAGCAACGCGUGGGCGCUCGAGUGCUGGGGUGGCGCGACGUUCGAUGUGGCCAUGCGGUUCUUGUAUGAGGAUCCGUGGGACCGGCUGAGGAAGAUGAGAAAGGCGGUGCCGAAUAUUCCGUUCCAGAUGCUGUUGCGUGGUGCGAACGGUGUGGCGUACUCUUCCCUCCCGGACAAUGCCAUCGAGCACUUCUGCGAGCAGGCUAAGAAGAACGGCGUCGACAUCUUCCGUGUCUUCGACGCACUCAACGACGUCGAGCAGCUCGAAGUCGGCGUGAAGGCUGUCCUCAAGGCCGGCGGUGUCGCCGAAGGCACCAUGUGCUACUCCGGCGACAUGCUGAACCCCAAGAAGAAGUACAACUUCGAAUACUACAUGGAGCUUGCCGAGAAGAUCGUCAAGAUGGGCGCCCACGUCCUCGGAAUCAAGGACAUGGCUGGAGUCUUGAAGCCCCGUGCCGCUACCAAGCUCAUCGGUGCACUCCGCGCGAAAUACCCCGAUCUCCCGAUCCACGUCCACACUCACGACAGUGCCGGGACGGGUGUCGCCUCAAUGGUCGCCUGCGCGGAAGCCGGUGCCGACGCCGUCGAUGCUGCCAUCGAUAGCAUGAGCGGGAUGACCUCACAACCCAGCGUUGGCGCCAUCCUCGCGUCUCUCGAAGGCGGUCCCUGCGACCCAGGUCUUGACCAUCACACGAUUGUGCAGCUGGACAACUACUGGGCGCAGCUGCGACUGUUGUACUCACCCUUCGAAGCCGGUCUGACCGGUCCCGACCCGGAGGUCUACGAGCACGAAAUCCCCGGGGGGCAGCUCACGAACCUGAUCUUCCAAGCCUCGCAGCAAGGACUCGGCGAGAAAUGGGCGCUGACCAAGAAGGCGUACGAGCAGGCGAACGACCUCCUCGGCGACAUCGUCAAGGUCACGCCCACCUCCAAGGUCGUCGGCGACCUCGCCCAGUUCAUGGUCUCCAACAACCUCUCGUACGACGACGUGCUCACCAAGGCCGAGCAACUCGACUUCCCGUCCUCCGUCCUGGAGUUCUUCGAGGGUCUCAUGGGUCAGCCCUACGGCGGGUUCCCGGAGCCGCUCCGCACGCAAGCGCUGCGCGAACGUCGCAAGAUGGACAAGCGACCCGGGCUGUACCUCGAGCCGAUCGAUUUUGCGGCGACGAAGCAGACGCUCACGGAGAAAUAUGGCAAGGUCAGCGAGACGGACCUCGCGUCGUACAUCAUGUACCCGAAGGUGUUCGAGGACUACAAGAAGUUCACGGAGAAAUACGGCGAUAUGAGCGUCCUCGCGACGCGCUACUUCCUCUCCCGCCCGGAGAUCGGCGAGGAGUUCCACGUCGAGCUCGAGAAGGGCAAGGUGCUCAUCCUCAAGCUGCUGGCCGUCGGCCCCCUGUCCGAGCAGACCGGCCAGCGCGAGGUAUUCUACGAGAUCAACGGCGAGGUGCGCGUCGUCACUAUCGACGAUCAGCACGCCGCAGUGGAGAAUGUGCGCCGCCAGAAGGCCGAUCCCACCGAUGGGAGCCAGGUGGGCGCGCCGAUGAGCGGCGUAGUGGUGGAGAUUCGGGUGAACGAUGGCGCGGAGGUUAAGAAGGGAGAUCCGAUCGCGGUGCUGAGCGCGAUGAAGAUGGAAAUGGUCAUCAGCGCACCCCAUUCCGGGAAGGUCGCGUCCCUCGGCGUGAAGGAGGGCGACUCAGUCGACGGGCAGGAUCUCAUCUGCAAGAUCACGAAAUAA